Molecule: messenger RNA, 475 nt
Organism: Salarias fasciatus (jewelled blenny)
Lineage: Eukaryota; Metazoa; Chordata; Actinopteri; Blenniiformes; Blenniidae
Gene: tomm6
Product: translocase of outer mitochondrial membrane 6 homolog (yeast)
Exons: 3
Coding region: 78-272 (64 amino acids)
Cellular component (GO): mitochondrial outer membrane translocase complex
Source: RefSeq, a predicted model, not a curated record
CUAAAGUCUUCCCCCAGACUCUGCCCGUGUGUCUCGUUUUUUCCCCCCCCCCCCCACUGGUUCGCACGUUGGAGAAGAUGACCGGAGCAAACGAGAAAAAGGGCUCUUCGUCCGGGGUGAUGGAGUGGAUCAGCUCUGCCUGCCGCUUCGCCACAGACAGAAACGACUUUAGGAGGAAUCUUCUGGUCAAUUUAGGUUUGUUUGCAGCUGGUGUUUGGGUUGCAAGAAAUCUCUCAGAUUUUGACCUGAUGUCUCCUCAGCCAGUGACAUAAUGGGGACAAACUCCAGGAUGAAGGUGUCUUGGACCAACGGAGAAGGAAGAAAGGACACAGAGAAAUACUUAUCAAGUUCUUUUUUUUUUCAGUUUCACUUAAAAAAAGUCUCCCUGUUUACCCAAACAUUUUUCAUUUUCUUUGUAAAUGUUACCCAAUAAUUGAAUGAAUCUCAGUUCCUGUCUCUUAGUAACAGAUUUAUU